GAGCUUUGAUAAAUGUCAUCUCUUUUGAAACAAACAAAACAAUAAAUGGCAAAACAAGAUCCCACUAGCAGCAGCAGCAACACGAUACCACUACCACCGCUCGUAGGAUCUGAGUUUGUUCGUCCUCAAACGUUAGAUCUUAUCAUCACCGGAGAUACAGUGAAGGACACCACCGGGAACAAAGUUUUCAAAGUCAAAACGCCUCUCUUUGGUCUCCACAACAAAAGAAUUUUGCUUGAUCCUAAUGACUCUCCCAUUCUCACCAUGAAAAUGAAGGUGACUAGUAAGCACGAUCGAUGGCAAGUGUAUAGGGGAAAUGAUUUGGAUGAUAAGAUCUUCACGGUUAAAAGAUCUUCGACGAUUCAAUUGAAGACAAGAGUUGAAGUAUUCUUGAAACAUAACCAGACCAGGGAAGCGUCUUGUGAUUUCACUAUUAAAGGCCGGUUUAUGAAACGUGCAUGUACAGUCUAUGUUGGAGACUCUACCAAAAUCAUCGCUCAGGUACACGAAGGAGACAAGAGAUUAGUGGCUACAAUAUACCCUAAUAUUGAUCACGCUUUUAUUGUUACACUUAUCUUUAUAUUUGACCUCAUUAAUAUGGUUGGGGCUGGGGUUUGAUUACUACUAUUAGUUUGAGCCUUGAGAGAAAGAGUUGACAAUUUUACAUUGUCUAUCUGUAAAUGUGUGUGUGUGUGUGUGUGUCUGUCACCUUCCUGGCCAGGCCAAUGUGUGUUAUUAUAUUUUUGUGUGUUUACAUGUGUAUCUCUCAAUUGUCUUAUGAUA
This is a messenger RNA of Camelina sativa (false flax), 783 nucleotides long. RefSeq names its product protein LURP-one-related 13. The record is from RefSeq and is a predicted model, not a curated record. Lineage: Eukaryota; Viridiplantae; Streptophyta; Magnoliopsida; Brassicales; Brassicaceae.